Molecule: messenger RNA, 2654 nt
Organism: Fopius arisanus
Lineage: Eukaryota; Metazoa; Arthropoda; Insecta; Hymenoptera; Braconidae
Gene: Tmem63
Product: transmembrane protein 63
Exons: 4
Coding region: 144-2423 (759 amino acids)
Cellular component (GO): plasma membrane
Molecular function (GO): calcium-activated cation channel activity
Source: RefSeq, a predicted model, not a curated record
AGUAGUGUUGAAAAAAGCUAACAAUAAAGAACUCAGAGAAGAAUUCUCCUGAACAAUAUGCCAAGUUGACGUAUCGUCCAGGUAGAAUGCUGUCAUCGUGCGGCGAAGUUAAAUAAAUAAAUUACUAAUUAAUUUAUUGCAAAAUGCCUUGGGAGGAUUUCAACAACUAUAGUUAUCAUGAGCCACCAUCAUCAGCUACAUGUAUCACUGUACCCAGGCACAAUGUGACUAUCAUACCUAACGUUUACGCUGGCAUUCCAGCGAAUCUACUCUUCAAUUCAAUAGGUUUUUUGAGUUUAGUUAUACUUUUCGGACUCCUCCGGAAGAAAGCCUGGAAUUAUGGACGCCUGGCACUUCUCCAUAAAACCGAUAAUAGAUGGAUGGAAUUGUUUUAUGGAGAUAACGAUGGCAAUGAGGCUGACGUGACAGCGGUGGAGGCGUCCAUUAAUACGCAAUUAUCUCAGAUUGAUAGAGGUUUCUUCUCGUGGAUCGUCACUGCAUUCAGAGUCACUGAUAAGGAGCUGUACCGACGUGCAGGUCCUGACGGUCUCCUGUAUGUCUCCUUCCAGCGUCACCUGAUAAUUCUCGUGGCGAUGAUGACAGUUGUCUCCCUGUGCGUAGCACUUCCCAUCAAUUAUUCGGGUACAAUGCGAGACUCCAACGAGACAUUCAGUCACACGACCCUCUCGAACCUCGAUCCCAAGUCCUCCUGGAUCUGGAUGCACACGAUAAUUAUCCUGUCGUACCUCCCCAUCGGGAGUUUCGUGAUGCGACGUUUUAUAAAAAAAGUCCGUGACGCCCGACCCUCAGGUGAAUUGGCAGCUCGAACCCUCUUGAUCAGUGGUAUUCCCAAGCACCAGUGCAACGCUGAGGGCCUUACCCGUUACUUCGAAGAGGCAUUUCCGACGUUGACAGUGGAAAACGUCACCCUGGCACACGACAUUCGACGGCUAUCUGCAUUAAACCUGGAGAGGGACUGCGCUGAACAGGCGAGACUCUACUGCGAGAGCUACAACAAGAAGAAAGAGCCAUUGAAGCUUUAUCCAUAUCCCUGUGGUCAGGUUAUCGGGUGCUGCUGCAAGACGGUGGAUGCCCUGGAGUUCUACACAACGGAGGAGAUCCGUUUGACAGCUCUGGUGGAGGAGGAACGUAAAGUGGCGCUGAGUCAGCCCCUGGGAGUGGCAUUUGUCACACUGGGUACCCCAGGUGCAGCCAGAUCAAUGCGAAGAUCGCUGCGUUCAGCCCCAGCCAUCAAGUGGAUUGUGGACUACGCCCCAGCUCCAUCAGACAUCUUCUGGGAAAAUCUGUGUAUCCCCAGGCAGUGCUGGUACCUCAACGCAGUUCUCAUCAAUAUAGCCUUAUUCGUCACCCUCUUUUUCUUGACGACCCCAGUGUACAUUGUCUCAAUUCUCAACCAGAUCCCAAUUUUUCCCAAACUGAUGAGCCUGAGUCCAGUGCUCUCUUCUUUUCUCCCAACUGUUCUACUGGUGAGUAUAGCAGCUCUGAUGCCAGCACUGGUGGGCAGAUGUGAGACAAUGAUUCGACACUGGACGAGAAGUGGCCUGAACAGGGCUGUCAUGAGGAAGACACUGAUGCUACUCCUACUGAUGGUGCUGAUCCUGCCCAGCCUGGGGCUGACGAGUGCCCAGGCAAUUGUGGAUUUCAAGACUGGCCUGUGGAAUCAGACGAAUCGUUGGGAGUGUGUUUUUCUCGCUGACCAGGGCGCCUUCUUCGUCAACUACGUAAUCACAGCUUCACUCCUGGGUUGUGCCCUGGAGCUCGUACGUUUUUCUGAGCUGGCCCUGUACACAUUCAGGCUGUGUAUAGCCAGGAGUCGAGCUGAGAGGAUUCACGUGAGGAAGGCAGUCCUCUGGGAAUUUCCACUGGGUGCUCACUACGCCUGGAUACUCCUAGUAUUCACCAUGACCACUGUCUACAGUGUCAGCUGUCCCCUCAUCACUCCUUUCGGUCUCAUGUACAUGCUCGUGAAGCACGUCGUCGAUCGACACAACUUGUGCUUUGCCUAUGGGCCCAGUGUAGGUGGAGGACAGCUUGCAAGUGCAGCUGCCGGUGCUGCCGGUGCUGCUCCUGUCCUCGCUCAGACGACUCUUCUCGCUCUGGGGCUCGUCAGGAGGGGUCUAUCGCCUCUUGCUGCUCUUCAGUUGAGUGGUCUCGCUGCUAGUAUUCUGGGGCUCGUUACUGGCGCCACACUUCCUGCUUCCAAGCCCAAGGUUCAACCACCCAAGAGGGAUCUCUCCACUGGGCAGAACUUCGUUGCUCCUGUUCUCAGGAAGAAAUAUGGCAACUGCAUCACUGAGGAGAUCAUCUCCACUAAUUCGGAUGUCACUGUUUCGACUGAUAGGAGCCCUGACAUCCAAGAGAGCCCCAAGUUGUAUCAGAAUUAUGGAAGGGAUAAUUGCUGAAGAAUAACUGGUUUAUAGGUGCUGAUGGUUGGGGCAAUUUCAUAUAUUCACUCAUGACUUCCAGGAUUGAUAAACGAUGAGCAAAUGUUGAGAUCUGUUCAAAAACUGUAUAAUGUAUAUUAUAUAUAUUUAUAUUUAAUUUAGGCUAAUUGUAUUCGAUACAGGUGUAGUGUAUCCAUAAAAAAUUAAUAGGAAAAACUUUGGGUUUUUCUAUCAAAUUUUUGUACUCUC